Molecule: messenger RNA, 1097 nt
Organism: Neolamprologus brichardi
Lineage: Eukaryota; Metazoa; Chordata; Actinopteri; Cichliformes; Cichlidae
Source: RefSeq, a predicted model, not a curated record
GAAACAGAAGAAGAAGAACGAACCCGGAAAAUAUUGCAAGAUGGCGGAAUCGGAGAACAGCAACAGUGUUAGACAGCCAUUAAAUGUGGACGCAGAACCUCUUAAAUUAUCAGAGUUGUUAGAUCGUGGUUGGAAAAUAUUCGAGGAGGUCGACAGCACAAACGAGCCUCUCGGCUCAAACAGUAUUCAGGUGAAGGUUAAGCGCGGUGUUCAAAUGUUAGAGGAAGCCUCCCGGAUGGUCGCUCAGCUCGACUUGUUUAGUCGCAACGAAGAGCUCGAGGAGAUCGCCACGGCAGACCUGAAGUACCUGCUGCUGCCCGCUUUGUUAGGAGCUCUGACCAUGAAGCAGACCACCCGGGACAAACGGCUGGAAAUAGUCCAGACGGCCCGCGCUUACUUUAUGGAUUUUUUAAGGAGAUGUGAAGAGUAUAAGGUGUCACAGUUUAAACUGCCAGACUCCACGGGUGAAAAAGCACGGCCUGACGGAGGGUCAGAAGAUGGAAACGCUACAGCUAAUGCUCCCAAGCAACCCACUCACCCACCCAGGCCCCCCAUGAAACCCUUCAUCCUCACCAAGGAUGCUGUGCAGGCUAAGGUGUUCGGGGCCGGUUAUCCCAGUCUUCCUACCAUGACCGUUGAUGACUGGUAUGAGCAGCACAAGAAACGCGGAGUCCUGCCUGACCAGGGUGUACCCAGGAAGCCCGCCGCGGAGGAUCACGGGGAUCCAAGCGAGACGGACGAAGAAGAAAAAGAGAAGAAGGUCGAAAACGAUGACGAGGAAUCUCUGCUAAAAGCCAGAAACUGGGAUGACUGGAAAGACACUCACCGCAGAGGUUAUGGAAACCGCCAGAAUAUGGGCUAGCUCGCGUGUUCAACAGGCUGGUCUCUCACUUCAUUCUAUACUAAAUGAAGAAAAACACCAUCGCAUCAAUAAAUAUGUACAUUCAUUACUUUGUCUGCAGGUUAGUUGGUCUGGAUGAACACUACUGCUCAUUAACUCGUGUUACAACCGUUCUGUUGAUUGGAUCACAUCCUCCUGUGUACCGUCGUGGUUUCCAUUUACAAUAAAAAUACACAAUUUGUCUGGAACCUUGAAA